Messenger RNA from Gigantopelta aegis, 4079 nucleotides. RefSeq lists its product as uncharacterized. The transcript is spliced from 4 exons. The record is from RefSeq and is a predicted model, not a curated record. Bases 1 to 720 code for a protein of 239 amino acids. NCBI's taxonomy places the organism in Eukaryota, Metazoa, Mollusca, Gastropoda, Neomphalida, Peltospiridae.
AUGACGUUCACCACGUCGUCUCCAAAUUCUCUGCCUGCCAUCGGCAAAUCGCAGUGUAAAUCUUGCUUCAUCGCUAAACACGACUAUUCCUUUUCCUCUGAGUCGAUCGCAAGUGGAGUUGUGCCCACAGUUGACGUUGACGUCGAUGAAAUUAGGUCAAAAUGGUUUCAACAUAUGGACGCCAUGCGUGGAGAAUGUAGUUCUGGGAGGUAUGGUAUGAACUGCCAGUUUACUUGUGGUAAAUGCAAGACAUCCGAAUCAUGUGAUACUGUUACUGGCAGGUGCAUAGGAGGGUGUCUUGAUGGAUUUCAAGGACAUUUGUGCAAAGAAGCUCUUCCGCAGAAAACAUAUGUAUUGGCAAUUACUACGGGGAUAUUAUUUCUGCUGUUUGUGAUGUCAGUUUUCGUCAUCAUUAAACUGGUUCUUAGAAAGCGAUCGAAACCUACUGAAACCAGAGUAACAUUUUCAACUGUAAAAUGUGGUAUCGAAAAGCCAGCCACUGCUGUGGAAGUGACUGUAUCCGAUUCAGUGUAUGACGUUUGUGAUGACAAACAGGUUGAAGGAUUGUCUACACAAACUGAACCGGCAACCACUGGAGAACAUGAUUACCAAAAUGCAUCACAAAUGGCAGAAAACAACCAAACAGAGAUAAACACGUAUGAAAAGUUGGAUGUGGACGUAACUGGCGAAUUGUCUCCAUAUGAAAAGAUAAAUGUAUAAAUAUAUAGUUGAACAUUGUCAAGAAUGUGCUGGCGAUACGACAUUCAUUCUAGGCAAUAUGUUUGUCGACAUUGUUGCUAUAAUACAGGUAAAGAUAAAGUCAUUUGAAUGCAUUUGUCUGUCAGAGUUAUUUCACGAAAGUCUACAAAACGCCUGUAAUGAAAUAGAUUCUGAAUAGUUGGCAGGUGAAAGAGAAUAGAGAAGUAGUUGAAAUACAUGUUUGAAACAUCUGAAUUACUUUACUAAAGUACUAGUAUAUAGCAGCCAUUAUGGAUUUCAAUACUUUUCACUUAGUUGUUUACUUCGAAAAUAAAUCUGUGAAGUGAUUUUCAUUUCAGAACGAUGGAACGAUGACGUCGGUCUAACAAACUGUACAGUACAUCAAAUAUAUUAAUUUUAUGCCAAAUUCAAGUAUUCUCCUUUCAUUCAUUCCAUAAGAAUCAAAGUGGCAUCCUUAGAAACAAGAUUUGAUAAUAUAAGUGGCCGUUUGGUUUAUUGAAUACAAAGCCAACAUUGAUCAUCAAAGUGACCGUUUGGUAUACUGAAUGCAAAAUUGUACUAUUUAAAACUACCACAGAUCGGGCGAGUGUAUUGCUGCUGUUUAUUUUUGCUGAAUUCUAACAAAUUGAAAUAAGUAAUGUGUGCAUUGCCCAUUCAUAUCCAUGUUAGAUGUACUUUGUAGAUAUUAAUAUGCUUAUUGAUAAUUUGUGUAAGUAUAUUGUACUGCUUAUUAUUUUGCUUACGGUAUAUUUUUGCAUCAAUAUAUGCACCUUAUGUUGAAUAUAUAUAAUGGAACAGUAAAAAUGCACAUACAUUAUGGGGUUAACAUAUAAGCCGGCAAUAAUACAAAUGCAGAGAAGAAAGUAAGAAGGACAAAUUGAAGGAAAGACAAAUUGAAUUAUUAAAGAAUAAAGUUUGCAAUAGAAAAUAAUACAUUUAUCAUUAUUACCAUCACUACUGCCAUUACCAGUACUACUACUACUAUAUUAUUAUUAUUAUUUCACGUGUAUAGAAAUAAUGUAUAUGGUGCAAUUUAACUUAAAAUUAAAAAGAGGAGUAAAAGAAGAUGAAUAAAAGAUAGUGUGAUUUGAAAGGUAAGACACACUUUGAGUAGGAAGGAGAAACAUUGAGAGAAGGGGACAUUGUCAAGACUAUUAACUAGGAUUGUUUCCCUGUUGGUUCAAAUAGUUGUAUUUUUUUAGUUUCAUUCAAAGAAAUCCGUUUUUAUGGAAUGUUUUAUAGCUACAAUUUUUAAAAUGAAUAUAUGUUUCCAAUUCGAGUGUUUCUGUAUGUUCAUAUUAUAGAUAUAAUACUUGAUGUUUAUGAAGCUACUGUUUUAGUUAUGCCAUAUCUUUGCAGAAAUUGAUUUAUUAUUCAUGAUUUUACUUUUUUCCAUAAAUUAUGAACUUUGUCACACUUAUAAAAAAUAAAUGCUGUAGCGUUUCUGGAUAAUCACUGUUACAAGCUACAUGCAUUUGCAUUAAUGUAAGAAUCAUAUGUAAGAAGUUGUUAGUCGCCAAUAUUAUGUAUAAAAUUAUAUAUUGAAACCAUGCUUAGCAUGUAUUGUUCACGCUAUGAAUGGGGAUAGUAUAAAACGUUUCCCAUUCCCUUAUUUGCAUAUUUUAUUUGUGAUUUGGUUAUUAUUAUUCGAGUAUUUUGUAUAUCAUACAUUAUCUUUGCAGCCAGUUUCGCCUGUUAACAACAUGCUUAGUUUAAAUGAGAAAAUUAGAUUUUUUAAUGAGUAAAAUAUCAUGUUACGUUGUUUAAGUUAUGUAUAAAGGAUUUAGUAGCAUUUAUUAACGAAGCAUAUUGCAAAAAGAAUUGUAGUUAUGUAAUCGCCUAGAAUACAACCUCUUUCUAAUGUAAAUGAUUCAGAGAUAAAUCCAUUUCGAUUAUAUAAUAAGGUCCAAUCACGAAUGAGGUGUUUAAUCCAGUUUUUAAUUGGGGUUUAAUGUUAAACAUAUCAAGUAUGUAUGAAAGACCAGGAUAUCGAAUCAAAAGUUUAUUCAAAAUCAAUAAAUAUCAGUAGUCCUGGGAUGUCAUUCAUUUCGGUGUUAAACAUGAUAUCGUAUAUUAAAUUAAUAUCUUAUCCAUUAUAAACCCAGUUUGGUCUGUGUUAAUAUUAUUUUAUCAAGACCUUAUUUUAAUUAUAUUUGUCAUACAAUCGGAUCCCAUUUCAUAAGUACAAUUUAAAAUAGUUUUAGGUCGCUAAUUGUGUAACAAGUAUUAGGUUUAUUUGGUUUAGGAAUACAUGUUUUAAUACUUAACGUUAGUGCUGCAACUUGCUAUUUUUCAUAUUUUAAUAAUUCCAUUUUAUAAUUACUGUUUUGUAAUAGGCGUCUGGAUUGGUUAAAACGCUAUCACUUGAUCUAAAAAAUCAACGCUUCCAUGAACGUCAAAACUGCACUUUUUCGAUAAACAAAUAAAAACAGAAUGUUAUUACGGGAACUACUUUUUAUCAAUUACGUCAACAACGGAAUCCCCGAGAAUUCCAUAGUUUCUAUUUUUAUCCCAAUAUCGUCUGCUCUGUGAGUGACAGUGGCAAACUGACAGACGACAAUCACAGACCUACACCGCACACAGUCUGCGAACCACCUAUGGUGACCUUUAGACCACCGGCCAGAUUACUUUACACCGCAGUUUAGGCUUUAAACGACUCAAGUUUUGAACUGAAGCACAUAAUGUAUAUGACAGGCCACAAAAACGAAGCUUCUAUUAGUAAUUAUAGCAGAGAAUGUUCAACAAAUCAAAAGCGAGACAUGAGGGCAGCCCUGUCACAUUUGACAAAAACACCAAAUCGACAACUUACACGCUUGAAAAAAACAUAUGCCUUCGUCCUGUCCUUUCCGAGAAUAAUAUCACACAAUCACAAACAUCCUCAGAAAUCCACACACACUGUAAGACUGAAACCACUUUAUCCCUUUCAAGUCAGUCUUAACAUUCACGUUUCACUAAUUCAACUGUUGACAACUGCAAUUUUAAAAUAGUAAUUGAUACAGCUUCUAAAUAAUUUUACGCUCUCCUUUAUGUUAAUUAGUUCAAAAUCUUCCAUGCAAGUAUAUAGAUAGUUCAAUUUUUAAUGAACUAUUGUUUGAUGGUUUUGAAAAAAACCCUGUGUUGAUGUUCAGUUAUUUUAAAUUUUAUAACUUUUUAUCCACAUUUGAUUCAGAAAAUUAAAAUUGAUAAAACCAUGUGUAAAUCAUUAUAAUGAAUCGGAGAUUUGACGAAAAAAACACGAAUGUAACUUCCUAAGGGAAUUCUCUUAUUUGUGUAUUGAUACAGUUGUAAAUCAUUGUUGAAUAGAGUUCGAUUGGGUUUUUUAAUAUAGUUUUAUAUAAUGGCAAUAUUAAUGCAUUUGG